Molecule: messenger RNA, 706 nt
Organism: Lolium rigidum
Lineage: Eukaryota; Viridiplantae; Streptophyta; Magnoliopsida; Poales; Poaceae
Product: vignain-like
Exons: 1
Coding region: 1-657 (218 amino acids)
Cellular component (GO): lysosome
Molecular function (GO): cysteine-type endopeptidase activity
Source: RefSeq, a predicted model, not a curated record
AUGAGGGGGGUGAAGAACCAAGGCUCGUGCGGCAGCUGCUGGGCAUUCGCCGUCACGGCGGCCCUCGAGUGCCUCUACACGAUAAAGACCGGAACAAGUGUGGAUCUGUCGCCGCAAGAGCUCGUCGACUGCGGGGGGUACGGGCAGUUCGGCUGCCGAGGUGGCGACCCCGCAGCCGCGUUUGAUAAUAUCAAACUUAAACUUGGCAUUUCUGCCUGGAGGGACUACCCCUACGUGGGCAAAGAAAACUGGAUCUGUUACCCUGUUCGUUACACAAUGGGAAUCCGCAACUGGGAUUUCGUGGAACCGAGGAAGGAGAGGGCCCUGAAGGCGGCCGUGGCUGAACGGCCAGUUGUUGUCGCACUGAACGGCAACAGCACGGCAUUUUACAACUACAGAGGUGGUGUGUUCAGAGGGCCGUGCACCACGGUCCUCACUCAUGCAAUGUUGCUUGUAGGGUACAACACGACCGUCGACGGCGACCCCUACGGCGAGCCUGCCGGCGUGGAUUUUUGGAUCCUCAAGAACUCGUGGUCGACGGCCUGGGGUGAAGCAGGGUACAUGAGGCUCCUGCGGGGCGACGAGAAGCAUGGCGGCGUCUGCGGAGUGAUGAUCCGUCCGGUAUACCCGAUGGACCCAUUCGACCUUACUACCUAGCUAUGUAUGUGAGGCAGCUGCUUUCGCCUGGAGAUCAAGUGCUAUGUGA